AUGGCAACGCCAUUAAAACGUACAAGUUCCAUCUGGAAUCAUUUUCAAAUAAAACAGGAUGAUGAUACAAAAGCAACUUGUUUGUACUGCAAUGACAGCGUUUCUCGUGGUAGUAAGGCAGUUUCAUCGAAGGGCUUCACGACUUCUAACAUGUGGACACACGUGAAGCGUUAUCAUGAAAAGGAGUUGAAAAAUGACACCCCAUCUACCUCGAAGACUGAGGCCGGUCCGCCACUCAAAAAACAAGCUACUUUGGAACACAUUCUGGACAAAAAUGUUAUGUAUGAUACUGAUGACCCCAGAGCAAAAGCGAUCACGCAAACGAUAGCUGAACAAAUAUGUUUAGAAAUGGAGCCGUUUGAUAUAGUAAAUAAACAGGGGUUUCAACGCACCAUUAAGCAGUUGUGCCCAAAAUACAAAAUGGUUUCCCGUCCACAUAUCUCUGAAAAUGUGAUACCAGACAUUUACUGUCGUGUGAAAACGAAAAUAAAAGAACUUUUGCAAGAACAUCCGCACAUAAUUGUUACGACUGACUUAUGGACUAGCGACGCUUCUUCAUUCGUGAACGACUUUAUAACUCUGACUGCUCAUGGAGUGAAUAACAAUUUUGAGCUAAAGAACUACUGCCUAGCAGUAUUUCCUUUCGAAAGGCGAAAGGCA
This is a messenger RNA of Brenthis ino (lesser marbled fritillary), 660 nucleotides long. NCBI's taxonomy places the organism in Eukaryota, Metazoa, Arthropoda, Insecta, Lepidoptera, Nymphalidae. The record is from the annotation of a GenBank genome assembly.